Molecule: messenger RNA, 3125 nt
Organism: Triplophysa rosa
Lineage: Eukaryota; Metazoa; Chordata; Actinopteri; Cypriniformes; Nemacheilidae
Gene: aasdhppt
Product: aminoadipate-semialdehyde dehydrogenase-phosphopantetheinyl transferase
Exons: 6
Coding region: 164-1045 (293 amino acids)
Cellular component (GO): cytosol
Molecular function (GO): holo-[acyl-carrier-protein] synthase activity; magnesium ion binding
Source: RefSeq, a predicted model, not a curated record
GUGUGUUUGGAAACACAUGUAGAAACAGACGUAUGAGAGAAAAUAAGAUCAUAACUACGUAUAAUGAAAUUGUAAUACUGUUAUGUAGUAAGAAUAGAAAUAGUCAAAUCCUCUCUCUAGUAACACUAUAGGGAAGUAACGUUAGCUGUAGUACUGACAGGUUAUGGAAGGGGUCCGGUGGGCGUUCCGGUGCGGUUCGUGGGUCCCGACUCGUUCAGAGUGGACACUAGCGGCUCGCUGCGUGCAGCUGGAGGAGAAAGAACGAAUCGGUCAGUUCGUGUUCGGCAAAGAUGCGAAAUCUGCAAUGGCUGGACGUCUACUGAUCAGAAAGCUGGUGUGUGAGAAGAUGGGUUAUGCAUGGAACGGAUUUCGAUUGGAACGAACAGCGCGGGGUAAACCUUACCUGCCACGCCUCUCUCCUGCCACAGGCCCCGCCUCUAGCCACACCCACUGGAACUUUAACUUGUCGCAUCAGGGAGAUUAUGCGGUGCUGGCGGCAGAACCUGGACCGCAGGUGGGUGUAGACGUGAUGAAGACCAGCAAACCAGGCAGUAGCUCAGUGCAAGAGUUUUUCCGCAUUAUGAAUCGCCAGUUCACGGAUCUGGAGUGGAAGAAUAUCCGGGCAGCCGGAUCAGACUGGGACCAACUGGACAUGUUCUACAGACACUGGGCAUUGAAGGAAAGCUUCAUUAAAGCCAUUGGCACAGGGUUGGGCUUCGACCUGCAGAGGGUGGAGUUUCACAUUUCGCCCAAUCAGAUGCAAGAGGGUCAAGUGUACCGCCAGACACGAAUGUUCCUGGAUAAUGAAGAGGAGGACUGGACAUUUGAGGAGAGCUUACUGGAUAAAGUUCAUCACGUCGCCGUUGCGCUGGGAAAACAAGAGCAUGAUGGGAGUUUUUGUGACGCCCCACCCAUUUCAUUUACACUGUUGAGUUUUAGUGAUCUGGUGUCCAGAGCCACGCCCCUAUUAGAAGAAGACCCCGUCUACUGGGAGAGCUUUCAGAAAAAAAAGGACGCACCUUCAAGACAAAGCGAACGGCAGUGACGUUUGCUUCCAGCAGAUUAAACUGAUUUUUUUUACUUCAGACUUUUCAGAUUUUUUUUACUACUUAUUACUUUGGAAACUGAAAAGAUUAUAUUAUAUAUUUUGGGGUCGUUCUUUAUUCUGUAGUGCCUUUUGAACUCAGUAGACUUUAGAGCUGAACACAUAAUGGCCAGUAAAUGAUGAAAAUAAAGAUCUGAAGUUAGUCAUGACUCAGUGAGGGAUUGACAGUUAGACUAGGUUACAUGAGACUCAACUAAAACAGUCUCAAAAUUUUUUAACUUUUAAUAUAUAGCUAUAUUAUCAAAUUUAUCAUGAAAUGUUUUACAGUGAGAAAAAGAGUUAAUUGCACAAAACAUCACAGCAUUUUUAAAAUCCAUUGCUCAAGCUUAUUGACAUUUGUGCUGUUGUUUUCAUUGUUUUCAAAUGAUGUCAAUAAGAAACUAGCAUUUCUUCAGAAUAUAUAACAAAACAUUGAUAUAAAAAGUAUUAUAAUUCUAAAUUAUUCUCUUGUGAAGGGGUUUUUCUUUAUCAUGGAGAGGAUAAUGCCAUCAUCCACCAAUUUUAUUUUAUAUAGACAUCCAGGAUAUUAUUGUUGCUAAGCUCACCAGUGUGUUUUUUUUUCUCAGAAUGUACCAAAUUGUUGAUUUACCGAAUUGUUGUCUUUCUGAUGGAUUUGUUGUGUUUUUGAAAUCUAGCUAUGGUCUGUUUCACUUGCAUGGAGAUCUCCCUGAACCCCAUGAUGUGGGUUCACAGCUACAGCUUCCAAAUGCAAACACCACAUGUAGAAUCAACUCCAGACCUUUAACAUGCUUCAUUUAUGACAAAAUUAUUUAAGGAAAAGCCCACACCUGUCCAUAAAACAUUAUUUUUGGUCCCUUAAAAGAAGGGGAGAGCUGCAGAUUAAAGAGCUGUAAAUCCCUAAACCUAUCAACUAAUCUGGAUGUGAAUACACUCGAAAUAAAGCUGAGAGUGUGCACUUUAAGACAAUAUCUAUUAUAUAACUGUAACUCGAAUACAUUUUGUUACACAGCUAAAAUAACAAAAAAUGUGCCUCUGUCCAAAUAUUUAUAUUGGUGAGCAAUUUCAACAAUCCCCCCAAAAAAACAAAACGUCUGAAACAUUAACUAAAGAACGUCUUUCCAUUUAGAAGUUGCACGUCACCCAGGGAAAUCUGAACAGAAGUACAUAAAUUACUUAAAGUUUCCCUGAUGUUCACUUAAUAGUGAUGAAAGGAAACAUAUUUUACAAAAAACAUCUAUGCAUUCCAGGGAUUGUGAGUUUAAAGCCCUUAUGAAAUCUAUUUUUUCCUGUCACUGUAAGAAUAAAGGUAUUACUGUAAUUGUAAAUACUGUACUGAUAUUUCAAAUAUAAAUACUUUUAUGUGGUUUUGACAAAUAUUAAACAAUUAUAAUUGAAUUAAAUUAAAUUGAUGAUUUAAGCAUGAUUAAGACCAACCUUUUCUGAUACAGAGAGUAGAGAAUAAUUCAAGGUUUAAGUCUCUAAUGAAUGCUUAGGCUCUCUCUUCCUGCUAGGUCAGUGUGACUGUGAAAAGGGACUUCUUAUCAUCAUGUUUGAAAACAUCUUUUAACACACUCUACCCUUGAGGAGGUUGUGUAUGUGUGAUUGUAUUGUAUCAGGAAGGUGAGAAAGAGUGGAAAGACACGAGACAGACAUAACGUCAUGUUUUAAUUCGUAUUAUAGUACAUGCCUGUCAUCUUUGAUAAUCUAUAGGACUAUAUGUCCUGUCUCAUGACUCCAGAAGUGUUUGAGAGCUUUGAUUGUGAUUGUGUUUAUCUAUUGAAGCCAUUACCCAAGUAAUGGCGUAGUAAGUUGACUCUGUUAGCUUAAAUACUACUGCAUUUUGGAUGAACAUGGAUUUCACUGAACAUGGCAUGACGCAAUGAAAACUCAUGACUUACAAAUGGCAAAUAUAGAAGAAAACUGCAACAUUUUACUCACCAGAAGACAAAUGUUUAAAUAUCCCAAAGCUUAAUCCAAACUCCUUCAUGAGCUUUUCCGGUUAUCCUAAAAUAUAUCAAUGUAAAACAAUUAUUUAGCUUUGUUUUACUGUUAUAAAUGU